This is a messenger RNA of Mucor velutinosus, 1536 nucleotides long. RefSeq lists its product as uncharacterized. The transcript is spliced from 5 exons. Gene Ontology annotation, biological process: L-homoserine biosynthetic process. The coding region runs from base 1 to 1536 and encodes 511 amino acids. Gene Ontology annotation, molecular function: aspartate kinase activity. NCBI's taxonomy places the organism in Eukaryota, Fungi, Mucoromycota, Mucoromycetes, Mucorales, Mucoraceae. Gene Ontology annotation, cellular component: cytosol. The record is from RefSeq and is a predicted model, not a curated record.
AUGGUGCGCACUUAUACUUACAACAAUUCACCUGGUCUUCCUUGGAUCGUGCAAAAAUUUGGUGGUACCAGUAUUGGUAAAUUUUUGGAUAACAUUGCCAAUGAAGUGAUCAAAGAGUAUGUCAAACAAAAUCGUUUGGUCGUUGUUUGCUCUGCAAGAAGUGGAAAGGACAAGCAAACUGGUACUACAAACAGACUUAUCCGUGCUGCCAAUGAUGCUCUGAAGCCUGGAUCCAAGGAGUAUUUGGACAUUGUUGCCGCUCUUUUGGAAGAUCAUCUUGCAGUGGCUGUAGAAAUGAUCCACAAUGAUGAAAUUAGACAAGAAUUAGAGGAUGAUAUCAGAACAGAUUGUGAAAAGCUCAAAUCUUUCUUGGAAGCUGCUCAAAUCAUCAACGAAAUCUCUCCUAGGUCCAAGGAUAUCAUCAUUGGUGUUGGUGAAAAGCUGUCUUGUAGAAUUGUUGCGGCUGUGUUGCAGGAUAGAGAUGUGGAUGCUCAAUUUGUGUCGCUCGAGAACAUCAUUGAUCGUGAUUUCGAAAAGCUGGAUCAAGAAUUUUACGAUUACCUCUCCAAGAAGAUGGCUCAAGCUGUCGAGCAAUGUGGUAACAAGGUUCCUGUCGUUACUGGUUUCUUUGGUAUUGUCCCUGGUAGUUUGUUGACUUCAGUCGGUCGUGGUUACACCGAUCUCUGUGCUGCUCUUACUGCUGUCGGUUUAUCUGCCGAAGAACUUCAGAUCUGGAAGGAGGUCGAUGGUAUCUUUACAGCAGAUCCUCGCAAGGUCAAGAGUGCCCGCCUCUUGCCUAUCAUUACACCCGAAGAAGCCUCUGAAUUGACCUAUUACGGCUCUGAAGUCAUCCACCCUUUCACCAUGGAACAAGUCAUCCGUUCUCAUAUUCCUAUCCGCAUCAAAAAUGUAGAGAAUCCUCGCGGACAAGGUACCAUCAUUUUCCCUACUGAUAUCGUAACCAAGGAUGGUACUGCUACCCCACCUCACUCACCCAAGGUGCUGGCUGAGAACGGUUACUCUAUCGAUUUAUCUCGCAAAUACCCUACAGCUGUUACCAUCAAGGAUCAUGUUAUUGUUCUUAACGUCCACUCAAAUCGCAAGAGUGUCAGUCAUGGUUUCUUUGCAAAAAUCUUCUCUACUUUGGAUCGCUAUGGUGUGGUGGUGGAUCUUAUCUCUACAUCUGAAGUCCACGUCUCCAUGGCCCUUGGUGAAGACAACCUCGACAAGGAUUUAGACCAUGUCAUUGCUGAUUUGCGUGCUGUUGGAAGAGUUGAUGUUAUCAAGGAUUUGGCUAUCCUCUCUCUUGUUGGUAAGCAAAUGAAAAACAUGGUGGGUAUUGCUGGUAUGAUGUUUAGUACCUUGGCCUCUGCUGGUGUGAACAUCGAAAUGAUCUCUCAAGGUUCUUCAGAGAUCAACAUUUCUUGCGUUAUUGAUGAACGUAGCGCUAUCACAGCCAUGAAUGUUAUCCAUGACCAGUUAUUAAGUAAACGUGGUAAACUCGUGUUGCCAUCUGUUAGAUUAGCAUUAGAGUAA